CAUCAAUUGCAAGUUAAAACUAGCUUUCAGUUGUGGUGAAUAAUCAGUUGCAAAUCUGCAUGCAAAAGUACAUUUACUUUGAAACAACGUUAUCACAGAUGUCCGAAAUCUAAUCUUCAACGAUUCUCUUGGAACCGUUCCUUUACAUUGGGAAAACUGCACAUGUUACUCCAUCUUCAAAGAAGGUUUGAGGGGGAAUCCAAAAAAUGAUAGAUCUGCCGGACUAACAUCCAUGAUCAAGAAAUGAGUAAAGAUUAUAAUGAAAGAUAAAGUGAAAUAGCUGCUUGAUACUUUUCAGCUGACCAGUCUGCAUUAGCUUGGACAUCUAAUAGAAUAUCUUAAAGAGCCAACUAUAUUGGUGACAAAGAAAUGUCAUUGUCUGUUAUAUGUAUUAACUCCCAAGAACAGUUAAAUUGGAGCUCAUUGGAUUGAAAGCAAAUGAUUGACUUUUUCUGAAAUUGGCUGAAGAAUCGAAGAUAAUGCCUAUUAAACGUGGACAGAUACUCUCGUUAACAUUUUAUGACAAUUUGCAUUCCUCAGGAAUCUGUGGUGGGAAUUCAAUUAUAGGUCGCUGGUUAAUUAAAUCACUUCAUCAGGUGACACAGUCCUCCAAUAACUAAGACUCAACUGUCAACCCUUUCCUUUGAUCAGGACAUCCUUUGCUGUUAAUAUGGAUUGUCUUGCAUGGAAGAACAAACUCCAGGUUGCAUGCAUUCUAACUGUCUACUUCACCCUGUCUUGCCCAAUUAUCCAGGGAGCUAAUAUAUUGGUUGUCCCACUUGAUGGAAGUCACUGGAUCAAUAUGAGAAUUCUAAUUGAAGAACUGAAACUCCGUGGGCACAGUUUCACUGUGCUUUAUUUCUCAAAAUCAUGGUACAUCAAAGAGAUGCCUGAUCUAUAUCAAUCUGUCAUAAUUGAAAUGGAAAGUAUUGUUGGAAAAAACAGUGGUGAAAAUGUUAUGCAUGAUAUGAUACAAAACGUAUUUGAAGCCUUACAAGAUGGUUGGACAACAUGGGGCUUUGUCAAGUUCCAAUAUGAAACAAUGUAUUUUAUGCAUGCCUGUCACAACUGGGGUAUGCUGUUAAUUACCACAAUUUUUGAAAACAAAAGUUUGUUAAAUCAACUUGAAAAUGAGCAUUUUGACUUAGUACUUACCGAUCCUGUAUUUCCUACAGGUUCAAUGCUUGCUUAUUAUUUAAAACUCCCUUUGGUAUAUAAUGUUCGAUGGAUCACCACUGGAGAAGCUCAGUUCCUUGCUGCCCCAUCACCAGCUUCCUAUGUCCCAAUUCCUGGCUCACAAUUGACAGAUAAAAUGAGUUUUUCCCAAAGAACACAAAACGUUAUCCAAAAUCUUGUUCAACUGGCAAUUUCAAAUUUUCUAACAUAUCCAAUUUACAAUAAACUCUGCCAUCGCUAUCUAGGCCCAGGCACUGAUAUUGAGACUGUUCUCCUCAGGGCAGAUGUGUGGCUGAUGAGAGUAGAUUUUAUAUUUGAAUUCCCGAGACCCACCAUGCCAAAUAUUGUUUAUAUUGGAGGAUUCCAGUGUAAACCAUCCAAGCCUUUACCUCUAGAGUUUGAAGAGUUUGUCCAGUCCUCAGGGGAACAUGGGAUUAUUGUCAUGUCAAUGGGGACCUUUGUCAAUUUUUUGCCAAUGCAUAUGACAAUGAAAAUAGCAGAGGCUCUUGCUCAAGUACCUCAGAAAGUUAUCUGGAGACAUGAUGGAAAGAUCCCUCCCAAUAUUGGAAAUAAUACACUACUUGCAAAAUGGAUCCCUCAGAAUGAUUUACUAGGGCACCCAAAGACACGAGUUUUCGUUGCCCACGGUGGCACCAAUGGGCUUUAUGAAGCUAUCUAUCAUGGGGUGCCAGUAGUUGGCAUACCUCUGUUUUAUGAUCAAUUUGAUAACUUAAUCAGACUUGAAAUCCGAGGUGCAGCAAAAGUUAUUUGUGUCACAACCAUGCAGUCAACAGAUCUAUUGGAGGCAGUUAAUGAGGUUAUACAUAACACCUCUUAUCGGGAGAACAUGCAGAAACUCUCUGCUCUCCAUAGAGACCAACCUGAGACUCCGAUGGAGAGAGCUAUUUUCUGGGUUGAGUACGUUGCCCGAAACAAGGCGGCAACACAUUUGCGUACAGCAUCUUACCGACUCCCCUGGUAUGUUUACUACUGUAUGGAUGUGAUGAUCUUCCUGCUGUCACUGUUCCUCAUGGUUAUAGUGAUGACAGUCCUACUAUUGAAGAGACUUUGUAAUGUGACUCGAAAGAGAAAAGAAAAAACUCAGUGAAAUUCAUCAUUUCAAACUGGAAGUGGGUAGAGUUGUUUUAAUUGGAUUAAAAAUUUAAAUCAGUUAACUAAUGUCUGCCCAUUAUAGUUACACAUGGCUAUUAGUGUAGCACAAGAGUGCAGUUUUGUCUCUCAACAGUAGUUCUUGCUUGUAGAUACUCAGUGAAAUGCUGCACUUUAAUUUGUUUUGGAAAUCUGAUUUUCAAAUAUUAUGCAAAAUUAAUCAUAUUAAUUUACAUGCAGGAGCACCAUUAUGAAAGGAAAUAACAGAACCACGGAAUCAUUUGACCCCCAAUUAUUUCUUUCUCUCCCUGUAACACACAACAUUUUCCACCACAGCUCUCCCUUGUGCAUGAGCACAUGAAUUUCUGUUGGUUCUCACAAGGGCAGUGAACUAGGCAUUUGUUAUGCCUGUCUUUAUUGGUCAGUGCAUUCAGUAUAGGAGUUGGGAGGCCAUUUUGAAGCUGUAUAGGACAUUGGUUAACGAAGUGUGGAGUUGGAUGAACACAGCAGGCCAAGCAGCAUCUCAGGAGCACAA
Stegostoma tigrinum is the source of this 2821-nucleotide messenger RNA. Its product is annotated as UDP-glucuronosyltransferase 2A1-like. Gene Ontology annotation, molecular function: UDP-glycosyltransferase activity. The record is from RefSeq and is a predicted model, not a curated record. Bases 671 to 2284 code for a protein of 537 amino acids. The transcript has 2 exons. Lineage: Eukaryota; Metazoa; Chordata; Chondrichthyes; Orectolobiformes; Stegostomatidae.